Molecule: messenger RNA, 2104 nt
Organism: Morus notabilis
Lineage: Eukaryota; Viridiplantae; Streptophyta; Magnoliopsida; Rosales; Moraceae
Product: beta-amylase 2, chloroplastic
Exons: 9
Coding region: 279-1943 (554 amino acids)
Biological process (GO): polysaccharide catabolic process
Molecular function (GO): beta-amylase activity
Source: RefSeq, a predicted model, not a curated record
CCAAGUCUCGGAUCCAUAAUCACGGGGAUCUCUUCCCCGCCACUCCUCUUUUUCGCUUUCCCGAGAAUACCGUGGAAAACUCCCAGAAACUUUUUCCCGGGAAAAUAAAAAAGAAAAUUUUCCCUUCGUAUCUAAUGGAGCUAAUUUCUGUAAAUGGAGCAGCUAGUUAAACUCUUAUCGUUUUCUCUUGACCUCAAUGUGACACCUACUUUCUUCUGUAAAAUUUUCUCUGGAAACGAACAGAGCUCUCGGCUGGCCUUUCCUUCCGAAAUUCAACAAUGGCGACAUCGUCAACUCAGAUUUUCCAUAGCUUGAGGCAUCCGAAUGCUUCUCUAAGCACGAAUUCGUCCUCAUCAAAUGCACGAACAUUUUUGGCUUCAGUUAGAGUCUCUUUAGGGUUUUCUCGUCGCUUGAAGAGCGGGUUUCAGUUGCCUAGUACUCAGUUUCGUGCUCUGGCAAUGGUGAAAGAUGGAGGAGAGAAAACGGGGGAUCGUACUUUGAUUGAUGAUUCUACAGACGCCUUCAAAUCCCAGGUUGAAGAUAAGAUUCAAGAGCGUGAUUUUGCUGGAACUCCUUAUGUUCCUGUAUAUGUAAUGCUACCACUAGGGGUUAUCGAUACGAACUCAGAGUUGGUUGAUCCUGAAGGACUUGUGAAUCAGCUUAGGAUCCUUAAGUCAAUUUAUGUUGACGGUGUUAUGGUUGAUUGCUGGUGGGGAAUUGUGGAGGCACAUUCUCCACAAGUUUAUAACUGGAGUGGCUACAGAAGCCUCUUUCAGAUUGUGCGUGACCUUAAGCUCAAAUUACAGGUUGUUAUGUCUUUCCAUGAAUGUGGAGGCAACGUCGGAGAUGAUGUACAUAUUCCCCUCCCUGCUUGGAUCACAGAAAUUGGUCUAACCAACCCUGACAUUUACUUCUCUGAUAGAGAAGGAAGGCACAAUACUGAAUGCCUUUCAUGGGGAAUUGAUAAAGAACGCGUUUUGAAAGGGCGGACAGCGGUGGAGGUCUAUUUUGACUACAUGAGAAGCUUCCGUGUAGAAUUCGAUGAAUUUUUUGAGGAUGGUAUUAUCUCUGAGAUUGAAGUUGGACUAGGUCCAUGUGGGGAGUUACGGUAUCCUUCUUAUCCUGCAAAACACGGUUGGAAAUAUCCUGGCAUUGGUGAAUUUCAGUGCUAUGAUAAGUACUUGAUGAAAAGUCUGAUGAAAGCAGCGGAAGUGAGGGGACACUCAAUUUGGGCCAGAGGACCAGAUAAUGCAGGUUCUUGUAAUUCUGCCCCACAUGAAACUGGAUUCUUUCGUGACGGGGGCGAAUAUGAUAGCUACUAUGGUAGAUUCUUCCUUAAUUGGUACUCUCGGACGUUGGUUGAUCAUGGGGAUCGUGUGCUUGCUCUAGCCAACUUAGCUUUUGAAGGAACUUGCAUUGCUGCAAAGCUAUCAGGUAUACAUUGGUGGUACAAGACAGCCAGUCAUGCUGCUGAGCUGGCUGCUGGAUUUUACAACCCUGCAAAUCGUGAUGGUUAUGCACCAAUUGCAGCAAUGUUAAAGAAGCAUGAGACUGCACUGAAUUUCACAUGUGUUGAACUCCGCACAUUGGACCAACAUGAAGACUUUCCAGAGGCAUUGGCAGACCCAGAGGGACUAGUGUGGCAGGUCUUGAACGCUGCAUGGGAUGUCUGCAUUCCAGUUGCAAGUGAGAAAGCUCUUCCUUGCCAUGAUAGAGAAGGCUAUAACAAAAUACUGGAAAAUGCCAAGCCUUUGAAUGAUCCCGAUGGAAGGCAUUUAUCUGCCUUCACCUACCUCAGGCUCAGUCCAGUUCUAAUGGAGACCCACAACUUCACGGAGUUUGAACGAUUUGUGAAGAGAAUGCACGGGGAAGCAGUUUCAGAUCUUCAAGUUAAUCCGAAGAAGCAAGCUAGUUCGGGAAAGGAUGACCAAGUUGCACCGUAAGGAGAAAGAUAAUCUUGAACAACUUUUUCUCUUGAUAGAAAGAUAAUCUAGAAGUUCAAUGCACGUGAAAUAAGUCCAACAAAUUUCCUACAUCAGUUAGUUCAGAUUGAAAUCCCAUACGGUUGCCAUGUUAUGCAUGUUUUUGAGUGUCAUACCAAUGU